UUAAGGCGAAACAAAAAUAUUCUCGAUCCGGUAACAAAAAAUUACCUGUUCAAUGUCGCUGGGAAAAAUUAGUUGAUCAGCGCCAGUGCCGUAAAUCCCUAAUGACUGAGUGGAAACUCUUUAAUUCCGACUAUUAGGUCCAAUACGGUUUUAUAUAAACUAACAACUAUCAAUAAUGGCGCUUAGUCCUCUGAUACGGUAUAGUUGCUGGUCGCAUAUAGCCACAAAGAUGCUUGCCGGUGCUGUCACCUCAAACACAGGACCUGCUGUCAACACACCAAUCCCAUCUUGGUCAAUGUCAACACUAGAAGCAAGAUUAUCAGCUGAUGUCUCUUCUUUAACUGAAAAAGCCAAGACUCUUGAUUCACUGUCACUGCAAAAAUUAAAUGGUUUUCACUCUGUCCAACCAAGCCUGGUACAAUUAUCUGGAAGACAAAGAAGAGAUGUGGAAGAUUCAACAUCUAAUGUUCUGUUGGAAUUAUCUUCAUCUUUUGAUCUACUCUCAGUGGUGGACCAAGCUGUCAGACUGCCGUCUUUUGUGCCAAAGGCUCCAGUCAUGAUACCAACAGCUGUGCCUCUGACGUCUCUGGAUCUGCCAUGCACAAACGACGCUGUCAAUAACGUUGUGGAGCCUUAUGAAGACCUCCUGCCUAGAAUUCUGCCCUCUGCUCAGAGCGUGGACAAGAUGGAGUGCAUCAACAUGGUUCGCAUGAGGCGCAAGAAGAUGAAGAAACACAAGCGCAUCAAGGAGCGCAAGAGGAACCGUGUGAGCCACGAGCACCGCAUCCUCAUGGAUAUCAUUAGAAGGGAGAAGAUAUUCAUGUUGGAACAAACAAACCGCCUGAACGAAGUUGAACAAUUCAGCGCCGAGCAAUACGUAGCCGACAAGAUCAAAAGCUACAGGCGGCCCAUCCCUAAAUACUGGAACGGCAAGAGGCUCCCCGAGUCCGUGGUUAUUGACCUCAUGCGGAAACAAGGCCUGCCUGUCCCAGGCCUUGACGAUUAAGAGGAAUGGCUUCAGAGGUGGUUUGAAGAUUCGGCGUAAGGACUUCAAAUGCAGAAUAAAAAUCGUAAAUAGACAUUUGUAUAGUUGU
Messenger RNA from Hyalella azteca, 1094 nucleotides. RefSeq lists its product as uncharacterized. The record is from RefSeq and is a predicted model, not a curated record. The coding region runs from base 176 to 1006 and encodes 276 amino acids. The transcript has 7 exons. NCBI's taxonomy places the organism in Eukaryota, Metazoa, Arthropoda, Malacostraca, Amphipoda, Hyalellidae.